AUGGAACAAAUCAGAUUUCAACUCUUUUCGGCCCAUGCACCCACUAGGUCUUAUUUGAAGGCUGAGGACCUCGAGGUGCACAAAGACUUUAUACAGGGCCUUCAUAAGGCCGGUAGGACACAAAAAGACAUAGUGAAAGAGCUCAAGACUCAGAGGGGAAUUGAUUUACCAAUCCACAAACUGAAGCGUAUGCUCGAUAAAUGGGGGAGCUCCAAGAAAAAUCUUACGAAAAAACGCCGAGUAGAUAUUGCCAAUGCGAUUGAAAAACGACGUCAGCUUGGAAAAGUGACGCACAAGGUUAUCCUCAAACGAUCAAAGAAGGAAAUACCCAAGGAAGAGGUCAUUGGCGUCAACUCGAGCCCUAGAGGGCUUAUCUUCUCUAUCGUUACUCCGAAUGCUGUCCUUGAGGAUGGUCAAGAACGUAAUACUGAGAUCUCCGACGACAUAGAGACGACGAAUCGCUUUACAGAAUCAGAUAUAGAGCCAGAAUGGGAGGAGGAGGAAGGGGAGCCGGAGGAGAUGAAUAACGAAGCUUUAGAGGAUCUUGCUGCGACCUUUAUUAGACUAGGUCUGGAGAACCAAAAUGCACUUAUCGCGGCGCCAGAAGAUCAUGCUGCAUCCCCAUCCAAAACAGAAGAAGACAAGGACAAAGAACUUGAAGAGGUAAUAUCGGCUGGAUUCGGCCAGCUGUAUCCGACAGAUGAGCCUGAAAUACCUUCGGAGGGUCAUCAAGCUGCAAGCACUGGGGAUUCCGAUGCCGUGGGUCAAGAUCGACACGAUGGCGUAGCUGAGGCAGUCAUAAGUCCAGCUCCUGAUGCUCAAGAGCAUGGUAGCCCACUCACCAGAUACGCACGUGAGAAUAGGCACCAUCUUUGGGCUGCCAUUGGCGUAUUGAGAGGUCGUGCAAAGACCUUUCUUGAAGAGGUAAAGUUGGUUGUAGAAGAACGGGGCAUCUCCCUAGCAAAGGCAGCGGCGAUAGUUCGACUUGAAUGGGAGGACAGAAACGGCCAAGAACCACUUCCAUACCACAUCCACAAACAAAUUUUGACCUUUAAUCAAGCUGGAGAAGAAGAAGAGAUGCAUAUGACACCUGGGAUCACCGAAUCCGAAUCCAUCGCGGGUGUGGAUGCCGAUCUUCUGUGUCAGAUUCUCGAAGACAACUUUGCUGCACUUGUUGAGGCGGCCAGUAAGCUUCCCCCUGACAGUUGGAGUAUGGUGAUGUUCAAGAGUUGGACCGUCCACAUUCCUUUCAUUAUAUCCAAGUACGGCUUGUGCCACUAUUUCACAGCCCGCGCUUUAAAUGUGGCUAAAGAUGUCCUAAAUGACCUCAUUGGCGCGCGAAGGGCUGGUGAGAUCAUAAAUCUUUCCUUGCUGUGCGUCUUCGAUAGAAUCGGCAUGGGAACACAUCAGUUUGCAUUGGAUUGUUGGUUGUUAGAAUUCGACCUGGAGCUUGAGCAUCCUGAAUUGAUUUCAGGCGCUAAAAAGGCAUAUGAAAACAAACAAAAGUUGCUUCUCAAAAAGCACGGGCAGAGCCAUCUAAAAACUCUGCGUUUUUUUACCGACCUCGCGUAUGAGAUGGUUCAUUCGAAGGUUCCCGAGACUAGACAGCGUGGGGAAUUGCUGGCGUUUGGCAUCAUUCAAACUCUCAGGGCAACUUAUCGAGUCUAUUCGAGCUACACAAUGAUAUUUAUGUCGUCAUGCUUCCGGUCAUUAGGAUCGCUGUUGCUAAAAUUCAGGAGACCUCAUUUAGCUGCCUCUUUGUUGCUGGAACCCUCGUCUUGGGCAGAGGACCUGACUACUAUUAACCCAACCCAAUCCUGUAGGCAUCUCUUAGGAAGGGCCUACGCUGAUACCGGGAGAUACAAAGAAUCUCUCCACACACUCUUCUUUUGUCUAAACAGCUUUCGCGAUCAAUACGGUAUAAAUCAUUCUUAUACGUGUGAACAAAUACAGGAAAUUACCCGCGUUAUAGAUCUACGAGGCCCAGUCCUCUACAACUAUCUCGAUUCUACCCUCGAUAAGCUACUGCAGUCCUUUGAAAGAGCUGGAAAAGCUAAGAGCCGUGCUUACCAGGAACUCUGGAAGGCUAGAAAACGUGGUGGCUUUGACCUUGAGGGAUACGCCAAUAUUUUGGCACAUAGUGGGAAUUCCGACUCACAAGAUUAUUGGUAUUCUCAGGGUUUGCAGAGUUGGUUAUUUCACCAAGAUCAAGAUUUGCGGUUUGGAGCCAACAACGGAGGGUGGGUUGAAGAGAUGGAAAUGUUUGGCGAUUAA
Orbilia oligospora ATCC 24927 is the source of this 2274-nucleotide messenger RNA. RefSeq lists its product as uncharacterized. The record is from RefSeq and is a predicted model, not a curated record. The transcript is spliced from 4 exons. Bases 1 to 2274 code for a protein of 757 amino acids. NCBI's taxonomy places the organism in Eukaryota, Fungi, Ascomycota, Orbiliomycetes, Orbiliales, Orbiliaceae.